GCCUUGAGCUUACAAAAUCAGAGUAAAUAAGCCUUGUCUCCGCGCUAUGGAUUGGACAAAUGAUAAAUGUAAAAAGAUCCACCACAUUUUGGAGUGAAUUAGUUUAGAAAAACGAGACAAAUAGGAAUUUUUCCUUCGUUUAUACGUAUGAAUCAAAAAAUGAGAAAGACAACUCAACAUUACUUUGAGUUCCAUUCCAACACUUGAUGACACAACCACAAUGGUAGAAGCUGCAAUUUCCACGCCCAAAAAAGUCACGUCUCGUUACACCUCAUCAUCAUCAUCUCCUCGCUCACCUUCGCCUUUCACGUCCAAACGGUCACAGUCGCUCGAGCGGAGACGACCCGGAACGACAGCGUCGUCGUCUGGGAAAAUGCUUCUGACUUCGACAACAACGAGGAGCUUAUCCGUGUCGUUUCAGGGCGAGUCGUUCCGGAUCACCGUCAACAAAGCCAAACCAACAACCACAAACGUUGCUGUCCCUGCUCCCAAACUCCUCGCGCCGAGAAAGUCAGUGUUGAAUGGUGCAUCGUCUCCACUAGGAGUUGUGAAUAGCAGAGGCCAAGUUUCUUAUAUUCGUCCCGCUUCACCCAACAAGGUACCUUCAUCUUCCCGAGGUGUGAGUCCCUUGAGGCUCAGAAACGGAGCUUCCCCUAAUGGUUUCAGCAGCAUCAACGAGUCUUCUAUUUUGACCUUUGCCAUUGAUGUUAAGAGAGGGAGGGUCGGAGAAAACCGAAUUUUCGAGGCGCAUUCGCUGAGGCUUCUCUAUAACCGCCUCUUGCAAUGGCGUUUUGUCAACGCCCGAGCAGAUUCUGACCUCUCUGUGCAGAAAUCCAAUGCUCAGAAUUGUCUCUAUGAUGCUUGGGCAUCUACCACUAAACUACGAGAAUCUGUGAGUGCUAAAAGGAGAGAGUUACAAUUGCUGAAGCAUAAGUUGAAGCUAAUUUUCAUCCUCAAGGACCAAAUGAUGUAUUUGGAAGAUUGGGCUAAUUUGGAUCGAGUUUACACAAAUUCACUUUCGGGAGCUAUUGAAGCACUAAAGGCUAGUACUCUCCGCCUUCCUGUUGUUGAUGGGGCCAAGGCAGAUGUACUGAAAGUGAAGGAUGCUGUUUGUUCAGCGGUGGAUGUAAUGAAGGCUAUGGCAUCCUCCAUAUGCCUAUUGUUUCCAAAGGUUGGACAUGUAAACUCGUUGGUAGUUGAAAUUGCUAACUUGAGUACAAAGGAGCAUGUUUUGCUUGAUGAAUGCAGAGACCUUUUAUCAAUGAUUACAGCCAUGCAGGUUAGAGAGUGUAGCCUGAGAACACAUCUUUCACAAAUAAAAUGGUUACCUGAAGCUCAACAUUAACGGUAACAAGCAUACAACUGUAUCUAUGACCAAGAUGACUUUCAUUGCUAACGUAUCGUAAGGUAUGAUGUAGUGUGCUAAUAGGUGUGCUUAUUUUGGCCAUGCAUUCAAUACAUACCUGUAUGAUGAUUGAUCAUAUGCAAAGAGUCAGGAUUGGAAGUUGAUGUUUUAAAAUGCAAGUUUGUUUAUAUAUGCCCUUUGUUUUUCUUUUUUCUUAUUGUUAUUUUAAAAUUUCCAAAGGAUGUAUAUAAACCGUGUAGCAUGUUAUAUUUUAGUUGAAUCUUUUGUAUUUGUUAGCUCAUAAAUUGUGUAAUUAUGGCGCGGUUAGUAAGGUAUCUGGUUCUUUUUCCUUGUGUUUCUAAUCAUAAAGGGGAUUGGUAUGUACCCAUAGAAACUAUCCAAAAAGUUCAUGUGCAAUAUAAACAUUCAUUUUCCCCA
Molecule: messenger RNA, 1783 nt
Organism: Glycine soja
Lineage: Eukaryota; Viridiplantae; Streptophyta; Magnoliopsida; Fabales; Fabaceae
Product: protein SNOWY COTYLEDON 3
Exons: 7
Coding region: 221-1345 (374 amino acids)
Biological process (GO): centrosome cycle; spindle assembly
Cellular component (GO): cytoplasm; centrosome; nuclear microtubule
Molecular function (GO): microtubule binding
Source: RefSeq, a predicted model, not a curated record